AUGCGGCGCCAUUUGCCGCCAUUCUCUUUAGACGCAUUACCAGAUCUCUUAUUCAAACGCUCAUUCAGGACACCAACGACAAGAAUAGUAACAAAACUAGCGCCACUGCUUGGAGGUAAAUGUCAAAGGCAUUACAUGAUGGAUAUUCAUGAUUUCUAUGGUCAUGAUGAGGACGAACAUAUGAGAGCUGCCAUCCGUGCAUCGUUAUCUGAUGUAAAAGCACGGCCACUACCGCCGCCUACAACGGCAUCCGCAGAGACAGUUUAUGGCGAGUCCAAUUUUGUUGAUCUGACUGUUGAUUCCGACUCGUCGCAGUCAGACCCUCAAAGACCAGCGAUAGUCGCUACUACGGCCCCCAAGGAGGGGGUUGACGAGUCGGAUGCGGAACUUGAAGAAGCGAUUAAGUUAUCGUUAAUGAGUCAUGGUUCUUCGGGAAAUGCUGAUGCAGAGGGGGACCAACCUUCCGGCCUGGCUGAAGGGUGUGGAAGGGCAUCCAAAGAGGAUGCUCCUAUUUCGACAAGCUCAAACCCAUUGGCGGGUAUUUUGGGAAUAGAUCGCAAGAAGAUGGAGGAGGAAAGAUUGGCGCGACUCAACAGGAAGAGAAAAGCGUCGAGUACUCCCGGGUCACCUGCCUUGAAACAUGCUUCAAUCAUGAUGAAGUGCGAAGAUGUCCCUGCUAGUGCAGCGGUUCCUGGCCCUCAUCUACGUGCAAACGCUCCGCGAGUAAGUGGUAAUGAGACGAUAAACAUUGGGACUUCGUCACAUCCCAUGCCAUUGCCAUCGGCUCCCUUACAGUUCCCGAAAGGUGCGGUCAAGAAGACCUGGGCGUUUGGCUAUGAUAGGACAGGUGACGAUAUUAAAUUCGAGGAAGUGGUCCAGAAAUCCGAUCUUGAACUUGCCGUCCUAAGUUCUUAUAUGUGGAAUGUGGAUUGGAUGUUUUCCAAAUUUGAUAUCAAAACAACGAGGUUCCUUCUCAUUAUGGGAGAGAAGGAAGAAGACAAGAUUGUCUUUCUUAUCGAUCUGCCUCGGAAAUCGCCGGAUUCGGGCAACGAUCCUCAGACACCAUUCCUCGAUGAAUUAGUUUACUUCCUCCAGGCUUCUACCGUAAAUGAGCAAAUUAUAAAAAAGAUGCUUCGGUUCGAUUUCAGCGCCACGAAGGAUAUCGCAUUUAUCCAUACAAUUGGCGGAUCUCACACGGACCCGAAAUGGGAAAAAACGGGCUUGUGCGGACUUGGAAGGGCUAUAACCUCCCUGAAUCUUCAAACAUCUCAGGAUAUAAACCUCGACUACAUUACUUCCUCAGUGGGCUCACUGAAUGAGCAAUUUCUGCGAUCUAUAUACCUCGCAGCACAAGGAGACAAUGGCUUAAAAGAAUUAACUCUUCGCACUUCAAGAACUUUCCCCUCCGAAAAAUGGGGAGUUGUAACAAAUAAAAGCGAUGGCGCAAAGUGGAAGGACAAAUUCCGUGUCUAUUUCCCAUCGCUCAACACUGUUCGUAAUUCCAAAGGUGGCAUAGAGAAUGCUGGGACGAUAUGUUUUCAAUCAAAGUGGUACAAUUCAGCGACGUUCCCGAAAGAUAUUAUGAGGGAUAAUAUCAGCCGAAGAGAGGGCUUGUUAAUGCACAACAAGAUGCUUUUCGUCCGUCCUGAUAAACCCAUCACCAGCGUGAAGAACAACUCCAUCCGCUAUUCUGGUUGGACGUAUGUUGGGAGUGCUAAUCUCUCAGAAAGUGCAUGGGGCCGACUUGUCCUUGACCGCGCAACCACGAAACCAAAAUUAAACUGCCGAAAUUGGGAAUGCGGCGUUGUGAUUCCCAUUCGCCACAAUGAUGAAGAAAAGUCACCGUACAUCCCGUCAACUAGAGGUAUAACUACUUCAGUCGCCGAGUCCGGAGGUGGGAACACCAGCGCCGGCUCUGACGACGGGUCAAGGGUCGCUAGUGUGUUCGAGCCGACGGUCCCUGUUCCGAUGAAAGUUCCUGCACAAAGAUAUCACGGGCGUGAUAGGCCGUUCUUUUAUAUGGAAGAUUGAUGUUGAUUCUAGAGAUUUAUUGAAACUAUUCUCUUCUGGCAUAUCUUUCCUGCGAGAAAGGUAAUAUGAUGUUCAUGGAAGGGAAACCGACGGUAAAUCGUCAGUACAAUUAAGUCUAGAUACACAGUUUUUUCUCGUUCAUCCUUACGUCGAAUUGCGGAGCAGUUGGCAUGACUUUUGUUUCCCAAGCAAGGUAAGGCCUUCUUCCCACCUUUUUGGCGAGGCAACCAACGAAAUACUGUAUCUUUAAAUGCAAGGUUGCUAGAACAAGAGAUUUUCUACUUUAUUACU
Messenger RNA from Histoplasma capsulatum G186AR, 2322 nucleotides. RefSeq names its product tyrosyl-DNA phosphodiesterase domain-containing protein. The record is from RefSeq and is a predicted model, not a curated record. Gene Ontology annotation, cellular component: nucleus. The transcript is spliced from 7 exons. Gene Ontology annotation, molecular function: single-stranded DNA binding; 3'-tyrosyl-DNA phosphodiesterase activity; double-stranded DNA binding. Bases 1 to 2031 code for a protein of 676 amino acids. Lineage: Eukaryota; Fungi; Ascomycota; Eurotiomycetes; Onygenales; Ajellomycetaceae. Gene Ontology annotation, biological process: single strand break repair; double-strand break repair.